AUGAUCUCAAACGGUGCAUUGGAUGGGGAAAUGUAUGGAGUUUCACCAUUUCAACAAGGAAGAACAUUCAUGACACCGCCACGUAAUCCACCAAUUUAUUAUAAUAAUUCGAGUUAUUCACAACCAUCGAUGAUGGCACGUGAUGUUACAUUGAAUACUGCUGGCACUAGUAAUAGUACAAAUAAUGCUAGUGGCUAUUUAUUUGAUCUACAUUCACAUUCGGUACAAAGCAAAUUUUCACAUACUAACAAUAUGAUGGGAGCAUCUCGUUUGCCACAUCUUGGUAUCAAUGGACCGUUCAGUAGUCUUGGGCCAGUUUCCAGUCAUGUUGAUGCAGCAGCCGCGGACAAUAGUGCACGUAUGUCGCCAGAGAAUAAUCUUGAUUUUUAUGCUUAUUCACAAGCGGCACCAUAUAGUAUGCAGCAAUUGACCGAUGAUGAUCUACUUAUUGGUGGCGUGAAUCGAGAUGAAAACGAACGUACAAUACAACCUGAUAUGUCAUCUGUUCGACAAGUCCGAUCUGAUUUUGCAUAUUUUAUGAGUGAUGAAUUGAGAAGUGAAUUACUCAGACGUAAUCAGACGUUAAUGGCCUGUGCAAAUCUUGAUGUUGUAGGAGCUAUGCCUGAGCGUGUUGGUGAUUAUUACAAUUUAAUUCCACUUGACAGUAGUCAAGCUAAUGUUCCACAUAAAUCCCGUGCAUUUCGUUAUCAAACAUUAAGUUAUAAAGCAACACAUAUAAGAACGAAUGCUACAUGUUAUUUAAAACGAAUAAUGGGAUGUAAAUUACCAGUGGCACGUCUUUACGAUGUUGUUGAAGCAUGGAAAAAAAUUGUUCAUGCUAAUAUUGUACAAUUACGUGAAGUUUUUCUAACAAAAGAUUUCGACGAUGAACAACCAUCUAUUGUUUUCGUCUAUGAUUUUAUACCGUAUUGUGAAACAUUACAAAAAAGACAUUUCAAUGCUACUAGUAGCCUAUUGAAAGGUUGGUCUAAUCCAUAUAAUAUAUCGGGUGAAGAUCGUCCAUUCAGUGCUGGCAAAGGAACCAGUAACACAAGUCUACUGUCUGAAUCCCUCAUUUGGGAAUAUGUUGUACAAAUAUCAUCAUUGAUUCGAACAUUACAUGGAGUAUCACUGGCAUGUCGAUGCUUGAAUCUAUCACGAAUACUUGUUGAUGGAGAUUCAAGAGCAGGACGCGCAAAGUCUAGAAUAUGGCUUAGUGGCGUUGGUAUUGCUGAUAUUCUUGAUGGAACCAUCAAUGGUACUGUUCAUCAACACAUAUUAAAUGAUUUACAAGAUUUCGGUCGUUUAAUAUUAAUGUUAGCAUGCAACUCAAGUGUAGGCGCACAAAAAGAACAUUUACAAACAUCAUUAGAAAUAGUUCAACGAAAUUAUUCAAAUGAUCUUAAAAAUCUUAUUAUGCAUUUCUUACUACCAUCGAAUACAUCAAAACCUAAAACUAUCAAUGAAUGUAUGCCAAUGAUUGGUGCACGUUUUUAUGCGCAAAUCGAUAAUUCGCAUGUCCGCGGUGAUAAUCUAGAAAACGAAUUGGCUAAAGAACUCGAUUGUGGCCGAUUAUUUCGUCUAAUCUGUAAACUUGAUGCACUCCUUGAACGACCAGAACAUUCAAUAAAUCAUGCUUGGUCCGAGACAGGUGAUCGAUAUAUUUUGAAAUUAUUUCGCGAUUUUAUAUUUCAUUCAGUCGGUUUCGAUGGUGAACCGAUUCUUGAUAUUGCACAUAUUGUUCAAUGUUUGAAUAAAUUUGAUGCGGGUUCACACGAUAAAAUUUGUCUUACAUCACGAGAUGAACAAAAUGUUAUUAUCGUUAGUUAUUCCGAGCUACAUCAAGCGUUCGAACGUGCUUUUACCGAACUAAUGAACUAUGCAUCAACUGGAUCAACCUAA
Messenger RNA from Rotaria socialis, 1902 nucleotides. NCBI's taxonomy places the organism in Eukaryota, Metazoa, Rotifera, Eurotatoria, Philodinida, Philodinidae. The record is from the annotation of a GenBank genome assembly.